CAGCCUUGUUUGACAACCACUACUUGGAACCAUCUAAGGAUGCCACUAUUAGUGGUGCAGAACCAUGGGUUGUAUCAUCUCUCCUGCGUUCUCCUCGUCCUAUCAAUUCUUUCAGUCAACGUUAUUGGGCAAGCAUGUAUGAACUACGGUGAAACCUCUCCAUCCAAUACCUCAAGCUGUCUUUGUCCUCCGGGCUUUGGGGGUGUUACUUGUGCACAACCAGGAUGCGGUGGUACCAUAUUCGAUGGUUCUCAUCGCUCUUUAGCUCAACCCUCGUCUGGCUUUGCGAACUUGACGGCGUCCGAUUGCACCUGCGAAAGCGGAUGGGGAGGAGUGGGCUGUAAUGUUUGCACUACCUCUUCAGCAUGCCAGGUUGCGUAUGCCGCGGUCAAUGGCAAUGCAAAUGCAACCUCGGGGCUUGGUGAUCAGGUUGGUUUGAACGAUACGAUGGUUUGCAAUACUGCCCCUGCUGUAUGGGCAGCUGGCGAACUUAGCUGUCAAGUUAAUAAUCCAACAUUAGAGGCACUGUAUCCUCUCGGAUCUACUCUGAACAUUCUCCGUACUUUGAACGGCUCUCUAUCACCAUUGCACAACACCAGUGGAACGUUAUUGUCGCCCUCCACUAGCUCCUCUAUCUAUGCUCAACUAAUGUAUGCUGGCGUCGAGCAGUUCUUUUGCACUGCUUCGCCCUGCACCCAGACAUUAUCAAACUCCACCACCACUGGCAGUUCGGGCAAUACUGCCUCAAGCACCUGGACAUGUCAAAAUCUUUCAUGUAGCUGUAUCAAAAAUGCCACAUUCUGCGGCGGUGUACCGGUUUCAAACCUCACAACUACCAUUAGCGGACUCACCGGAACAUUGGUAGUUGCGUGCGAUAGCACCAAUACCUGCCAUUUUCAGCAGGAUACCAUCAAUUCAGUAUUCGGAAGUCAGGGUUUAUCCAUGGAAGGCUGCGUCUUUGGUGAAUGUGUCACUCAGGCCGUCAUCGACACAACAAACACUACUUCUUCCGCUGCAGCUGCGUCGGGUGGAACCCAACUAAGCGGAGGAGUUAUUGCAGGACUCGUUAUUGUUGGUGCAAUAAUUGGGUUUGGGCUAGCAUUCAUUGCGUGGGGUUGGUAUGUCCAACGAGCGGCGAAAAAGUUACCUUUCAAUGGGGGCCAAAGCGGCGGAAUAAGUGUUCGGUGGUCCGACAUUUCAUAUAUCGUGCAAUCGCCUAAAAGUUCACCGUAUUCCCUGAUUGCCAAAUCUUCCACCCCGGGGGGAAAGAUCAUCCUCGAUAGCGUUAGCGGCAGUAUCGAAUCAGGUCAGCUCAUGGCAAUCCUUGGUCCAAGCGGAGCAGGAAAGACUACUCUUGUUGAACUCAUCGCUGGGAAGACAAAGUCAGGCCAAUGCACAGGGUCCAUCACGUUCCCUCCCUAUGCUCAUGGACGUCGGCCAAGGGUAGCUUUUGUCCCGCAGAGUGACAUCCUUCCUUCAAUGCUCACUGUCCGCGAAGCCCUUACAUUCGCCGCAUCCCUUCGCCUCCCCGAAUCUCUUCCUGCGUCCUCGAAGGCAGCGCUGGUCUCUACCGUCAUUUCCAAACUAGGUUUGGAUGGCAUCGCUGAAACUAGAAUUGGUGCGACUGAUGGGACUGGUAGAGGUAUCAGUGGCGGAGAAGCUCGUCGCGUUAGCAUCGGGCUCGAACUCGUUAGCUGCCCGGAUGUGCUCGUCUGUGACGAGCCCACCAGCGGACUAGACUCGGUCAGCGCUUUCAGGAUCGUCAAAGUGCUGAAAGAACUCGCACGUGAAGGUGGAAUUACUGUAAGUCAUCAAGGCUCACAUGGUCAUCGAAAGGGCGUGGCGGUUAUCUGCAGCGUGCAUCAGCCAAGUUCGCGUCUUUACCACACCUUUGACUCCGUUUACCUCCUUUCCAAUGGGCGCGCGCUGUACUCGGGGCCGGGCGGAUUAGCACCAACACAAUAUUUCAAGCACAUGCGAGAAGGAGGAGGAGCCGGGGCUGAUAUCCUGCCUUAUGAGGAAGGUUACAACGUUGCGGACUAUCUACUCGACAUUGCGAGCGAGUCUCCUGAUAUCUCCAGCAUGCCGCUAGACAGUAAUGCGGUUGGAGAAAUGACGCAAAGUGUCAACAGCGAGGAGAAAGCUGACAGAGGGAAAGACGUUGAAGCUCUCCUCUCUAAGCAAAAUUUGGCACAGGGCAUGUAUGUGGCAACUUUCCUUACGCAGUUGCAAGUACUUUGUGGGCGCGAAUGGAAGGUUUUGAAAAGAGACAAGACCUUAUUUUUCGCGCACGUGUGUGUCGCUUGCGUUCUCGGCAUAUUUUGUGGUGGUCUCUACUAUCAGGCUAAUUUAACUAUCGCCGGAUUCCAGGCCAGAAUCGGAUGCAUUUUCUUCAUGGGGUCUCUCAUUGCAUUCUCCUCUCUUAGCGCACUCUAUAAUAUCGUUGAGAUACGACCUCUCUUCCUUCGUGAGAGGUCAAACUGGUACUACAGCCCAACAGCUUGGCUUCUUUCACGUCUGAUAUUCGACGUGAUACCCCUUCGCAUUAUACCCACCAUCACGGUCUGCACCAUUACAUACUGGAUGGCUGGGCUUGCAAAUGAUGCAGUUCAUUUCUUCAAGUUUAUAUUCGUCAUCGUCCUGUACACACUAGUCAUGACGCUCUUUAACUUCCUUCUGGGAACGCUAUUCCGCAAUGGCGGGAUUGCGAUCCUGCUUUCCGCUCUUUCUGCACUGUACCAGAUGACCUUUGCCGGUUUCUUUGUUCACCUCGCUUCGAUACCUCCCGUCUUGCGUUGGCUGCAAUGGCUUUGCCCGCUCAAGUAUACCCUUGAAGCUAUUUCGAUAAACGAAGUAGGCUCAGGACUGAUGAUCAAAGAUACCUUGCAAGGCGUACCCGUCAAUAUAUCGGCGACCCUCAUUAUGCAGCUGUUGUUUGGCUUUGGCUUAAACAACUAUUAUAGAGAUAUUCUUGUGCUCUUUGCCUUUAUAGCUGUGUUUGGUGUUGCAGUUAUCGCUGUAGUUUGGUUGAGGGUGAGGGAGAGGCGGUGAUGGUCGCCUUUGUGAACAAGUUGCUUGCGUAGUAUGUGCUAUAUGUUAAGACUGUUGACUUGGUUUGCUGUUUAGUUCAUCGUUAAUACAAUAUGGUCUCCUUAACAUUA
Molecule: messenger RNA, 3161 nt
Organism: Suillus discolor
Lineage: Eukaryota; Fungi; Basidiomycota; Agaricomycetes; Boletales; Suillaceae
Exons: 10
Coding region: 40-3051 (1003 amino acids)
Cellular component (GO): membrane
Molecular function (GO): ABC-type transporter activity; ATP hydrolysis activity; ATP binding
Source: RefSeq, a predicted model, not a curated record